Molecule: messenger RNA, 999 nt
Organism: Closterium sp. NIES-65
Lineage: Eukaryota; Viridiplantae; Streptophyta; Zygnematophyceae; Desmidiales; Closteriaceae
Source: the annotation of a GenBank genome assembly
AUGAGCCCUCUUGUGCUUUCUCCUGCUCCAGACGCGCAUCAGAAUCAGGGUUCUGCAGACCGGUUCCUGCUUCCACCUGGUUCGGGGGCUUGCCAGGAACAACCAGGUCCUUCGGUUGCGCUUCUGCCUGCUGCUGAUUUGGAGGCGUGGCAGGAACAACGAGGUCUUGCUGGUGACCUUCUGAUUGCCAUGCAACGAAGCAGAAUGGGCGUGCCACAUGCACGGGAGGCGAUGGCAAUCGCCGCACAACAAGACAACAUGGUGUUGGGCAAGGGAGGCGACAUGGUGUUGGGCAAGGGAGGCGACAUGGUGUUGGGCAAGGUUGACGGAAUGCAAAAGGGCGAGAAUCGGGACGAGAACGAGGGUAUGCAAGAGGAGACGCAAGAUGAUGGCAGCAGUGCUCCCACCGAGUGUGAGAUGCUGUGCACUGGCGAGAGCCCAUCGCUGGGUACCGGAAAUGCUAGCGGUGCCAGUGGUGCUAGUGGUGCCUGUGGUGGGAAAUCGGAACAACGACGAGUGUUUGUGCCUGUGCGACUGGGCCAUAAAAGCGCGGGAGAGGAUAGCACGGAUCGCUCGCGGUGGCAAAUCAUCUACCCCGUUUACAUAAACUCGAAGAUGACUAUAGCGCAGGGUCGUCGCAUCGCGGCGAGCAAGGCCGCGGAGAACCCGAACAUUCAAGAAAUGGUCGACUCGUGCACGCACCUUAAAAUCCCCGUGCAUGCAGAGCUGGACAAGGCCUACUCGCGGGACUUCUUUCAACGAGGCCGCAUCCGAGUGCAGAUAAAGAAGCCCGACAACACGCCACACAACCCCGACAUCCCCAACAAAAUGGCGCUUAUGCUGAAACUGGGGGAGCUUAUACCGAAGCAUGUUGGGCGGAGCAAGAAAGACAAGGAGAAGGACAAGGAAGGAGGUGGCGGAGGGGGUGGGGGAGCAGGCGGGUCACAUGGAGCAGGGGGUUCUGAGAAGAAGGGAAAGGGAGGGAAGAAGAGGAGAUAA